CUCCAGCCCAACGCCCCUCAGCCUUCUGAAUGGUGGGACGAGCGAAGGUAAGAAAAGCAUGUGGCGGCUACAUAUAUACUGCUGCAGAUGCCCAGAAAGUUCAUGCUUUUCUCGAACUCAACAAUACCCUUUGGUCAACGCCUCCGAAACUGCUCACCGCACAUUGUGUGCCCCACCAUGACCUGCCCUUACGCUUCGAAUCUUGUCCUCAUCACGGGCGUCACGGGGCAUGUUGGCUUCGGAGUCCUGGUCCAUGUUCUCAGUGCAGGAUAUUCUGUCCGCGCUGCCGUACGUUCUUCAGAAAAAGCCAAAACUAUCCGUUCUCAUCCUUUGAUCAACGCCCUUGACCCAGGCGUGCGGUUAACAUUCAUCAUUGUCCCCGAUCUAUGCAAAACAAAUGCUUACGACGAAGCCGCUCGAGGUGUCGACUAUGUAAUCCAUAUCGCGUCGCCACUGAUGAGCAAUCAAAUACCUCCCCCUGACGACCAAGAUGCCUUCUUCAUCAAACCUGCUGUCCGCGGAACACUGAACAUUCUCGAGGCUGCGAAGAAGAACAGGACCGUAAGGAGGGUCGUGAUAACAAGUUCGAUAACAGCACUUAUUCCCUUCUCAGAAGUGAACGGGUCCCAACGCUGCUCGACAUGGAUAUCGCCUAUGGAUCGCAUCCCCUUCGUCCCUGGGCCGUACGCAAAUGAAUUCGAGGCAUACGCUGCCUCGAAAGUAGCGGCACUACAAGAAGCGGAGGCAUGGAUGGCAACGCACCAACCGCAUUUCGAUGUUGUCCACCUACACCCAUCCUUUGUCGAGGGGCGCAACGACCUUGCCCUGCACACGCGCGAGGUUCUGAAAGGCACGAAUGCAAUUAUACUCAGCAUUGCGCUUGGCAAGCAGUUCGAUCACUCUACAAUGGGGGCUACAGUGCAUCUUGAGGAUGUGGCGAGGGUACACGUGCAGGCGCUCGAUGAGUUGGUUCCAGGGAAUGCCAGCUAUAUCCUCAGUCAGAACACCGAAUGGGAUGAGGUGAGGGAAAUCGUUAGCAGAAAUUUCCCCGAGGCGGUUGAAAGGGGGUUACUGCCCAACUCUGGCUCAGCAAUCACACAUCCAGUCUUCAUCGAUUCGUUUUCGUCGGAGGAGAUAUUUGGAUUUCGACACACAGGGUUGGAGGAGCAGGUCAAAAGUGUUGUGGGUCAUUAUUUGGAACUACGGAAUACUCAAAAGAAGAUGUCGUCUCGAAGAUAGAGAUUUGUGCAUGUGUUUUAGCCUUUGAAUGUUCUAUUAGCGCUGGAGUUGGGAAAGGGAAACGCGCUGGCACAUUUGGGAGUAAACCUGGAAAAUGAUACCCGGCAACUCAAUACAUUAUUGUUGCGAAUUCCAAAUUAUUUCAACGUUCCUAAGAUCCCUCAAAAUGUUCAUUGAUUCCAGAGAGCAGGGCCAUAUCCUCUAUCUUACAAAUGACUAAAAAACACUCGGAGGUGAGAAAGGAAAUUCAGAGAAGAGCGACCGGUCAGGUGACAUAAACGGGCUAGAAUCGAAUUUGAAAAAUUCAAGAAGAGUCAAUCUCAUUCGGUAGACGAGACAGUUUCCCAUUGCG
Messenger RNA from Hyaloscypha bicolor E, 1591 nucleotides. Its product is annotated as NAD dependent epimerase/dehydratase. NCBI's taxonomy places the organism in Eukaryota, Fungi, Ascomycota, Leotiomycetes, Helotiales, Hyaloscyphaceae. The record is from RefSeq and is a predicted model, not a curated record. The transcript has a single exon. The coding region runs from base 178 to 1239 and encodes 353 amino acids. Gene Ontology annotation, molecular function: oxidoreductase activity, acting on the CH-OH group of donors, NAD or NADP as acceptor.